Messenger RNA from Cotesia glomerata, 2116 nucleotides. It is a transcript of the gene Vps50, whose product is annotated as syndetin-like. Gene Ontology annotation, molecular function: SNARE binding. NCBI's taxonomy places the organism in Eukaryota, Metazoa, Arthropoda, Insecta, Hymenoptera, Braconidae. The coding region runs from base 240 to 1868 and encodes 542 amino acids. The transcript has 5 exons. The record is from RefSeq and is a predicted model, not a curated record. Gene Ontology annotation, cellular component: EARP complex. Gene Ontology annotation, biological process: retrograde transport, endosome to Golgi; endocytic recycling.
AGUCACUGUUCUUACACUCGGCGAUAUGUACAUAGUUAGUACGGAGGUAUAAAUAUAUACGUAUAUAUUCAGUAAAUAGCUACAUCGUUUUAGAGGUUGUGAAAUACGAAUUUAAUUAACAUUAUGUAAACAUAAACAUAACAAGUAGAGAAAACGAAGUGUUCAUUUACGAAAAAAUAAACAUUCAAAUAGUGUUGUAAUAGUUCACAUAGAGGAUUUACAACACUACGACAGUAAAAAUGGAUAUAGAUAAAUACAAAAAAAUAAUAAAGCAAAGGUUUAACAACGGAACAUUCAAUGUAUGGAAACAUCUAGAAAUAGUUUGGUUAAUGGAAGCCAGCGAAGAGUUUUGCGGUAAAAAAUUAGAAAUUCUUCAACAAUCUAUGAAGGAGCAAUGUUCACUGUAUUUUUCCCAGUACCACGCUUCCCGGUUAGACGAAUUAUGUAUAUUUUUAGAACAUGAUGGAUGGGAGUUGUGUCCAGUGAAAUCUACAUUUACUGCUACUCAAUUGCAAGAGUUCAAGAGUUUAGAAUCGGUUUUAAAUGAUAGUGAAUUGUUAGUUUCGACGAAUACAACAAGUAUAAAAAAUAAAGAUAUCUGGACUAAUUUCGAAAAUUUUCGAAAAUACUUAGAAAGUGAUCUGUCAUUCCUAGAUGCGAAAUUUGACAAUACUAAAGAUGAAGACAUUUUAGCCACAAUCGACGAAAAAACAGUCGAUUAUAUAUCUGAAGAUUCUGAGGAUGAAAUUAAUCAUGAUUCCAUCAUCAACUAUGCUUUUCAUAGACUUUAUACAAAAAAAAAAAUCAAAACAAGAUUAGCUGUUCCAAUGGUGACUAAUACUACUCUUAAUGUACUCAGAGUUUGUGGAAGAUAUUUACAGAUGUCAAAACUACUAACAUCUAUUGCAGUAACUGUGAUUCAAAGUAUGAUUCAGUUUUUCGAGUUAUACCUGUAUUGCAUCAAUUUAUUUUUUUCGUCUGAUUUCAACAUCACUAGCAAAUCAGUAUAUACGUCCAAGCUUAGGUUAACUUUGACACGUAUUGAGAAAAACUUAAUUCGUGAUGGAACAAUAAAUAUGGACGAUGAAACAUUGAAAGUACGAAGACUUAAUUUAUCAUCAGUUGUCGAUCUUCAUAGAGAUGAUAACUUUUUUGGGCUUGCUGAACGAGUUGUUGGAGUCGAAUCACUUAUAUUUUUAGGUCAACAGUAUGAUAACUUACAAAGUUAUUUAAGACGACUGAUUUCAGAAAAUUCCGAAAAAGGAUUCUUAGAUCAAUUCUACACAGAGACUGUAAGAUCUGCAGUUGAUUUGCGAAAACCAGUAUAUAUGGCUGUUGUAUCGAAGUACUUCAAGGAUACCAAUAUUAUAACUCUAAUGAAUCGGGUUAAUUGGGAGAUCAAAGAUGUUAUGUCACAACAUAGUAGUUAUAUCGAUGUACUUCAUCACGACAUUGAAGCUUUUGCGAGAAGUCUUAAUAAUUUAACCCGUUUGAUACCAAUAACAACUGAUGUAAAAUUUGCGUUAUGGGACAAUGUUGCACAUUUAAUUACACAUACGUUAGUUGAAGGUUAUUCAAAUGCAAGAAAAUGUUCAAAUGGUGGACGAGGAUUGAUGCAACUUGAUUAUACACAAUUGAAAUUGAAGUUCGAAUCGAUAACUGGAUUGAGACCGAUGCCUUAUAGUGAAUUUGUUGAAUCCUACGUCAAAGCUUACUACAUUCCGGAGAAUACGCUUCGUGAAUGGAUUAGAUGUCAUAAGGAAUACUCCAGUAAACAACUCAUUGGUUUAGUUUCCUGUAUGUAUCAAAAUAACAAAAAAUCACGGCAAAAGUUUGUGACAUUUAUAGAAGAUCAAUCAAGUCGGUGAUAUUAAACAUCAACAAUGUAUUCAUUUUUAAUACAAAGUAAUUUAUAAAUAUAUUUAUGUACAUCAUGAUUGAGGGAUGAGUAUUAUAUGUGUGAUACUCCCUGUAAAAUGUUCCUAUGAGAAGAAGCUGUUCUCACCAAGUACGAUUGAUAGUACCUUGUCCGUUUUCAUUCUUUGAGUAGCCAACUCUGAUUUGCGAAAUUAUUGUAAAAAAAAGUAUUGAAAUACAGUCAUUUGAAUAAAAUAUA